Xenopus laevis (African clawed frog) is the source of this 2705-nucleotide messenger RNA. It is a transcript of the gene man1a1.S, whose product is annotated as mannosidase, alpha, class 1A, member 1 S homeolog. The transcript has 12 exons. Gene Ontology annotation, molecular function: calcium ion binding; mannosyl-oligosaccharide 1,2-alpha-mannosidase activity. The coding region runs from base 565 to 2511 and encodes 648 amino acids. The record is from RefSeq and is a predicted model, not a curated record. Gene Ontology annotation, biological process: carbohydrate metabolic process. Gene Ontology annotation, cellular component: membrane; endomembrane system; endoplasmic reticulum. NCBI's taxonomy places the organism in Eukaryota, Metazoa, Chordata, Amphibia, Anura, Pipidae.
GCUCCGUCAGUGCCGGAUAGUAGUAGGAGUAGGUCGGGGGUGUGCGAAGUGGAUGUGUGGUCACCUGUCAACGCUACCCCGCCCCGGGGAAGGGGAGUGACCAGUCUUCCCUCCCCCCAUUAUUUGGAAGGGGGAAGCCUUCUCUUGUAUAUACUUCCCUCGCCCCUCCUCCUCCGAUAAACUCCCUGACAAACAGCCCGGAAAGUGGUAUGUGGUAUCGGGAAACAUCACAGUAACGGAGAGAGCCUUCAGUUCAAGUACCGAUAGCGUGUGAGCUGGGCAGCCAGCGUGCGCUCUAGUACAUGCGGAGGGGAUUACUGGUUUGUGCUGCGUGCUGUGCUGGAAACUUUCUCGUCUAUAGGCAGCAGCAGCGGGACAGACGAGCCAAAGCGCAGUGCUAGUAACACGUGUGCUAGAGAGGGCUUUACCGCACGAAGGAGAUACAGGUGCAUGUUUGGAAUUGGAUACUGUAGUCAUUGAACUGCCUUGACCCCAGAGAUCUCACCCUACCCUUGCCAGCUACUGGUGCCCACCUCUAAGCAGUCCUCAGUCGGGAGCUGUGUGAUGCCGGGCGGCAGCCUGUUGCCGUUCAGUAGCGUUUCCCCGCUGGGGUCGGCCGGAGGAGGAGGGCUGGGUCCAGGCUGUUCCCCAGGGGGCGGGGUGUCGGGCCCCGGGCUGCUGUCUUUGGGCUCCGCGGGGAGGAAGCUGUCGGGGUUUCGACUGACAGAGAAGUUUGUGCUGUUACUGGUGUUCAGCGGAUUUAUCACUUUGUGCUUCGGGGCCAUCUUCUUCUUGCCGGACUCUUCCAAGCUGCUGAGCGGAGUUUUCUUCCAGCAGUCCCCGCCGCCUCCUCAGAGACCCUUGGCCGGACUCUUGGGGGAGGAAGAGGAAUCGAAUCUCGGGGGGCGCCUUGCCCGGAUUAGAAAGGAGCAUGAGAGGGCGCUAAGGGAGGCCAAGGAUACCCUGAACAGGGCACACGAGCACGAGGACAUCAAGAAGGACAUCCAACGGGAUAAGGAGCAGAUAAUGGUGCAGGGCAGGGUGACCGCCGGAGGGAAGUUACCCCCGCAUGUAUUUAAGCCGCCUGUAGGGGUAGUGGGCAAGGAGCCGUCCGACCCGGCUGUCAAGCAGAAGAGAGACACCAUCAAAGAGAUGAUGACAUUUUCCUGGGAUAAUUACAAGCAAUAUGCAUGGGGCAUGAAUGAACUAAAGCCCAUACAGAAACAAGGCCAUUCAAGCAAUUUGUUUGGGAAUAUACAAGGAGCAACAAUAGUAGAUGCGCUUGACACCUUGUAUAUAAUGGAAAUGAUGGAUGAAUUUAAAGAUGCUAAAGAAUGGGUUGAGAAGAAUCUAGUAUUCAAUGUGAAUGCUGAAGUUUCAGUCUUUGAAGUGAAUAUACGAUUUGUUGGUGGACUUUUGUCAGCCUACUAUAUCUCAGGGGAAGAGGUCUUCCGAAGGAAAGCUGUUGAACUUGGAGAGAAACUGCUACCUGCAUUUAAUACUCCAACUGGAAUUCCUUGGGCAUUAUUAAACAUUAAAAGUGGUAUUGGUCGUAACUGGCCAUGGGCUUCAGGAGGAAGCAGCAUUCUAGCUGAAUUUGGGACACUACACUUGGAAUUCAUGCAUCUAACUCGAGUAUCUGAAAACCCAGUUUUUGCUGAAAAGGUGAUGAAUAUACGAAAAGUGUUAAACAAACUGGAUAAACCUCAAGGAUUGUAUCCUAACUAUCUGAAUCCCAGCAGUGGGCAGUGGGGCCAACAUCACGUUUCUGUCGGAGGAUUAGGAGACAGCUUUUAUGAAUAUUUGCUGAAGGCAUGGCUCAUGUCAGACAAAACAGACGAAGAAGCCAAAAAGAUGUAUUAUGAAGCUGUUCAGGCAGUUGAGACUCAUCUGAUUCGCAAAUCCAGCAGUGGCCUAACCUACAUUGCUGAAUGGAAAGGAGGCUUGCUAGAGCACAAAAUGGGGCACCUUACUUGCUUUGCUGGUGGCAUGUUUGCACUUGGAGCUGAUGGAGCACCUGAAGAUAAAACUGGCCAUCAUAUAGAGCUUGCUGCAGAAAUUGCCCGUACCUGCCAUGAAUCCUAUGAUCGCACAAUGAUGAAACUGGGACCAGAAGCUUUUAGAUUUGAUGGUGGAGUUGAAGCUAUUGCUACAAGACAAAAUGAAAAAUACUAUAUCCUGCGACCAGAGGUCAUUGAAACGUAUCUGUACAUGUGGAGGUUCACUCACGAUCCAAAAUAUAGACAGUGGGGCUGGGAAGCAGUACAGGCACUGGAAAAAUACUGCAGAGUAGAAGGCGGAUAUUCUGGAGUAAGGGAUGUUUACUCGGCUCAUCCAAAUCACGAUGAUGUACAGCAAAGCUUUUACCUUGCAGAAACGCUCAAAUAUUUAUACUUGCUGUUUUCGGAUGAUGACCUACUUCCUCUAGAACAUUGGAUUUUCAACACUGAGGCCCACCCAUUGCCCAUUAUUGCUAAAAGUGACACAAUACAAAAUGUCAAAUCCAAAUAAAAAGCAACAAGGGAACUUUUUUCACGUAACUCGCUGCAUUCCACAAAUAAUAACUUUCCAGGAAUUUAGACAUUUUUAAUUCUUCAGUUUGAUCGUAUAUCAACUGUUUUGCAGUCUGUUUAUUUUACUGUUCUAAAUAUUUGGGUGAUCCUAGAGCCAUUCCUUUGUGAUGUAAUAAAUGACUGUGAAUCCGA